CAAUAUUUAUCAAAAUGAAGCCACGUGCAGGUCAAUUGUUUCUCUCUCUAUCUCACUCUAUCUCUCUCUCUCUCUCACACACACACACAGAGCUGGGCCAUUAAAGCUAUCCAGUGGAUCAGCAGCAGUCAGUGGAAGUAAUUGCAAGUUAUAUGUGACAAACGAGGUAAGACAGCAGCGUCUUCAGCAUAAGCCGGGCCCAUUCAAUUCAAACGCUGAUUCAACAAUUUGCGGCUGCGAUUAAUCUCCUCUCCUCUCUCUCUCUCUCAUCGAUCGAUCAAUGCUGGCUUCAACUGCAGCGGCACCAUCCUCAUCCUCUUUCUCGCUAGGUGGCUCAGCUUGUUCUAACUGCCUCAGAUGUCAUGUUGAACCCAUGAUCUGCUCAACGUCAUAUGGAUUCUCUGGCAGUUCGAUUAAGGCUCCAUUUGAGCUUCAAAGAAUUUCUCAGUAUUCAGGCUUGAGAAGAGAACAUCUGUUUGGGAGUGCUCAGUUUCACUGGUCGCUUCAGGGGCGUGAUAUUUGUGUUUCACAAGUUUCAGUAGCUGCUGAUUAUUCAGAUUCAGUUCCUGACUCAUCUAGUUAUGCUACUGGUUAUCAUCCACUUGAAGAAUUGAGAGAUCAUGGGCGUGCUCGUGAUACAAUGCCUACAUCUGCUGAGAUUGCCAGGACUGCCGUCGAGGCUAACAGCAAGGCAUUGUUGAUAUUCCCUAGUAGUGUACACUCUGAGCCACAUGAACAAAUCUCAUGGGCUGAAUUUGACUAUGUUAUUGAUGACUUUGGAGAUAUAUUUUUUGAGGUUCAUGACAGUCAAAACAUCUUGCAAGAUCAUGGAGCUAGUAAUCCUGUGACUGCUUUAAUUGGGAUGGACAUCUCAUAUUACGAAAGCAGGAAAAUGGAGCUUUUAGAUGACAUCUUGGACUUUGAUGCUGGAGAUGAUGAUUUAUUUGCUGAUGACUACUUUGAAGUAGAGGAACCUAAUAAGGCUGGCAUUUCGAUUGAUUGGGGGAUGCCUGAGAAUUCCAACUGGACCCAUCCAGUUUACUUUGCCAAGUGCUUGUCAAAGGCUAUUCAUGUGGAACAUGCUAAAAAGAUGGAUCGCCCCUCAAAUGGUGUUGCUGUCUGGGGCUUUCUCAAGCCUACUUUCAUAGAUGAAGAGUUUUACCUCCGACGGCUCUUCAAUGAUGAAGAAAGUGAUAGUGACACCUCAGACUGCAAAGAUGGAGAUAUUGUGAGCUACAGUACUAAGGAUGACGGAAGAUGCGGUAGAUCAACCAUCUAUAGAUUGGAUAUCGCAAAGAUUGAACUAUUCUCGGUCUAUGGUAUUCAGUCAAUGAUUGGUGUUCAGGAUUUUCAAUAUGCUGAGCCUGACAUUCUUGUGCACUCAAACCCAUCAAUUCUAGAGCGCUUUGUUCAGACGGGAACGAGAUGCAGUGUUGCUCUUAAAGCCCUUUGCAAAAAAAAAGGGCUACAUGUUGAGGGUGCAAAUCUAAUUGGAGUUGACAGCCUCGGCAUGGAUGUUAGAGUUUAUUCUGGGACAGAAGUACGAACACAUCGUUUCUCCUUCAAAACCCGGGCGACUUCGGAGUGUGCUGCAGAUAAACAGAUUCAGCAGCUCUUGUUUCCGAGGGCGAGGAGGAAAAAGUUGAAGACUCUUGAUAAAUCUAGAGAUGAUCCAUAUUGAUACAUGGUAUUUUGUUUUACUUUUCAAUAUUGUGGCUGGAAAUAAUAUGAGGAAUAAAGCUAAUGCAAAAGCUUAUUAAUAAACAUAUUUUGGUUUGAAGAGUUUAUAUUGGAUAGUAAUGUCAUUUUGUACAGACACUAACAUGAUAAGAAAUAAAAUGUCUGAACUGACUUGUUUUUGCUCCAA
Molecule: messenger RNA, 1867 nt
Organism: Salvia miltiorrhiza (redroot sage)
Lineage: Eukaryota; Viridiplantae; Streptophyta; Magnoliopsida; Lamiales; Lamiaceae
Exons: 12
Coding region: 281-1681 (466 amino acids)
Source: RefSeq, a predicted model, not a curated record